Molecule: messenger RNA, 613 nt
Organism: Metschnikowia bicuspidata var. bicuspidata NRRL YB-4993
Lineage: Eukaryota; Fungi; Ascomycota; Pichiomycetes; Serinales; Metschnikowiaceae
Exons: 1
Coding region: 22-264 (80 amino acids)
Source: RefSeq, a predicted model, not a curated record
CUCUGGGGCAGGAAGGGCCCUAUGGCAGAAAGGGCCCUGGGCUUGUUGCUAUACUCCGUUUUGGGGCCAAACACAAAAAGCUGCUUUGUAGAGAAAUCCGGGGCCAUGGCGCUUGCGGCCGCAAAGCAGUGUCUAUUCCGCCAUCGGACUGGUGUCGUGGUUCCGUACCAGUGUGGGCAGGACGGUUGCAAGCAACAGUCGGAAUUGUUCUGCGCGGUGAUGGACCGAUCCGUGGGGUGUGAAAAUUGCGGUGCCCAGACAUGAUGACCAAACAGUCCGAGGUGAUUUGCCUAUCAGUGGUGGUUUCUUGAUUUAGAGGAAUUCAGCAAUUUGCUGGAACUGACUAACCCAGUGGAAUUACCGAUCCGCUGAACUCACCAUCUGCUGAAAUAACCAAUCCGUCGUGGUUGACCGUUGUGCUCAUUGUAUACGGAAGUCUUGAUAAGCAUGUUGUACAACUAGCCGAAAUGAGCAAAAUAACUUUACAACCGAUGCGUGAUGUGUUCCACAGAUAUGGAGGUGUUUGGUGCAGUAAUUUGGUGACAUGUCGUGGUUAGUAUGUCGUGGUUGAUAUACGUCGUGGUCAGUAUUUCGUUGUUAAUAUAUGCCGUUG